UUCGUUCCAGUUUUUAUAACCAGAACAAAAAAAAGGUUAAAACGUGAAUAUCAUCUGUGAGUACCCGGAUGCAGCAGGUAAACAGCCUGUUUGUCCUCAAAAGCUUCGUGUCGUGGGAGAAACUAACAACGAGAGUUCAACCUGAAUGGCUGAAGGCUCCUCAGACCCACCUGAUCUGAACCCACCAGAUGAGGCGUCACGCCAAAGACCCCACCAGCAGAAAGCCAGAAGAGGCCGGCCCAGACACGACAAUGACCGAAACCUGAGCAGGAGUAGCUACGAUCCGCCUCAGCAGUACGGACACUUCAACGAGGGCCCGUUCGGCCACGAGCGUUCAAAUUACGCGUUUCACCACCAUCCUCCCUACCAAGGGGAAGAUGGAUCCAGAAGGAGAGGCAGGGGUCGAGGGAGGAGAGAUGGGAAUGAGAAUUACGGCGGCCCCGGUCCCUGGUGGCAAAGGCCCGGAGGUGACUUCGGCUCAAGCAGAGGCGUGGGAGGCGGUCGGCCGGGGGGACAUCCCGUAGAUGGAGCCGAUGGACACAGCUGGCGGAGAGACGAUGUAGGGAGGAAUUUUGAACAGACCAAUGUAGAUCAGGCUAAACGACCCAGGAAGUUCAGCCAGGAGCCGCGGAGAGGGCAGCUAAAUGGAAAAGGGCCGCACUUGAGGGAGAACAACAAUGCAGCGGGAGAAUUCCCCCCGUCAGACAUCAGGGAAAGAACCCAGAGGAGCGGCAGGACAGGUCCGGACUCUCAGCAUGACGAUCAUCAUCAGAGGAAGCAAACCGAGGUCAAGAAACGGCAAGGACCGAUCAAACCGCCAAAACUACCACCGCAGGAGGAAGCCGGAUCAGUGAGGGGGGCCAGUGGCCAUGAAGACUCCGGCCACGCUAAAUCAUUUCAGGAUACUAAGGCUAAAUCUGGAAGAGGUUCUGGACAACAAACACCCUUUCCGGCUAGAGGGGGGCGAAGAACUCCUCAUCAAAACCACAGACUGGGUCAGAGGAACUGGGAUAGGGUACCAGAGAGCAAGGAGACACAGACAGGGUGUCUCAUUGAACAGCUGUCCGAGGAGAAGUACGAGUGCAUGGUUUGCUGCGACAUCAUCCGCCUCAUGGCUCCGGUGUGGAGCUGCGUGAGCUGCUACCACGUCUUCCACCUGAACUGCAUCAAGAAGUGGGCUCGCUCUCCGGCCUCUCAGGCGGACGAUUCAGCUGAAGGUUGGCGUUGUCCAGCCUGCCAAAACGUUACACUGAAAUCGCCAUCCUCCUACACCUGCUUCUGUGGUAAGGUGACAAACCCAGAGUGGCAGCGCAGUGAGAUUCCCCACAGCUGUGGUGACAUGUGCGGGAAGAAAAGGAGCGGCGUGGACUGCAACCACCCCUGUAACAUCUUAUGUCACCCUGGACCGUGUCCUCAAUGUCCUGCUUUUGCAACAAAAUCCUGCAUCUGUGGAAAGACCAGUCAACCUAUGCGUUGUGGUCAGGGAACAGUGCUGCAGUGUGACAAGGUGUGCGGUGCCUUACUAAACUGCGCUGAACACUCGUGCGCCCAGGUGUGCCACAGUGGAGCGUGUCAACCCUGCCAGCUGCAGGUUCAGCAGGUGUGCUACUGCGGAGUUACACCUCGCGAUGUCCUGUGUGGCACAGAUAAAGAAGGCUUCGAUGGUUUGGGGCAUUUCUCCUGUCAGAAAAUAUGUGGCAAGAUGUUAAACUGUGAAGCUCACCGCUGCCAGCAGCUGUGCCACCGCGGCCCGUGCCAGCUGUGUCCACGCUCCCCGAGCCUGGUUAAGACGUGUCCCUGCAGUCAGACGCCGCUAUCGAAACUUCUGGACCUGGGCUACGCUGAGCGACGCAGCUGCUCUGACGCCAUCCCCUCCUGUGGAAAGACGUGCAACAAACCCCUAGCAUGCGGCUCCAGUGACACCAUCCAUCUGUGUGAGAAGCUGUGCCAUGAUGGAGGCUGUGGGCCGUGCUCUCUGACCUCUACUGUCAGAUGCAGAUGUGGCGCUAAGACUAAGGAGGUCCCAUGUGCAACAAUCCAAUCAGAGGAGGAGCUUGUUUUCACCUGUGAGAGACGCUGUAACAAGAAACGCUCCUGUGGCCGACACAAGUGUGGCGAGCUGUGUUGUGUGAAUGGGGAGCACAAGUGUCUCCUGAUCUGCGGCUACAAGCUCAACUGUGGCCUCCACCGCUGCCAGGAGCCCUGUCACCGUGGAAACUGUGAGCCCUGCUGGCAGUCAAGUUUCGAUGAGCUGACCUGUCACUGUGGGAUCACCGUCUUGUACCCGCCAAUCCCCUGCGGCACGAAGCCUCCAGAGUGCAAGAACAUGUGUACGAGACGACACGAGUGUGACCAUCCAGUGUUCCACAACUGCCACAGUGAGGAGAAGUGUCCACCAUGCACCUACCUCACUCAGAAAUGGUGCAUGGGAAAUCAUGAGCAACGCAGCAACAUCGCCUGUCACCUGCAGGACAUCUCCUGCGGCCUGACGUGUAACAAAACACUGCCCUGUGAAAUGCAUCGCUGCAGACGGAUCUGCCACCGCGGCGAGUGUCUGGCAGACGGCAGCUGCCAGCAGCCCUGCUCGCUGCCUCGUCCAGACUGCUGCCACCCCUGCUCUGCUCCGUGUCAUAAAGGAGACAGCUGUCCACGCACCACCUGCACCGCCAAGGUAGCUGUGCAGUGUGAUUGUGGACGAAGAAAAGAAAUGAUCGUCUGCACAGAGGCGGCCAGCUCGUAUCAGAGGUAUGCAGCGAUCGCCAUGGCCAGCAAAUUGUCUGACAUGCAGCUGGGCGAGUCCAUGGAUAUCGGGCCGCUCCUGACUAAGAAGGAGAUGAAACAGACCAGGCUUGAAUGUGAUGAAGAGUGUGCCACGCUGGAGAGGAACAGGCGUUUGGCCGAGGCGUUGCAGAUCGACUCGUCUUCUGACCCCUUCCAUGUUCGCUCUCCCUCUGUAUACAGCGACAGCCUCAAAGACGACGCCAGAAAAGACCUGAAAUUUGUCAGUGAGGUCGAGGAGGAGAUCAAGACUCUCAUCGAGCUGGUGAAUAAGGGAAAACAGCCAAAGAGAAGCCACUGCUUCAGACCCAUGAACAGAGACCACCGCAGGAUCAUCCACGAGCUGGCCGAGGUCUACUGCGUGGAGAGCCAGAGCUACGACAACGAGCCCAAAAACGUGGUCAUCACUGCUCAAAAGGGAAAGUCGGUCUCCCCAAACUCCAGCCUGACAUCGCUGAUAGAGCGAGAGACGGCUGCGAGGGCCCCACCUCCCAUCGCUCACAUCAAACAGCACAGCAGCAAGCCUGCCACUGGAAGCUGGUCGAAGGUGGUCAAAGAAGAACCUGUAAUCGAUUACUUUGAUGUCCAGGACUGACAUUAGGCUCAAAAUAUCAGAGAGCAAACUCAGGAUCCUUUCACAUUUACAUCUGCCAAAAUCUUCUCAACAACCUCCUUUCAUUUGUGUUUAGCAGAGAUCAAUAAGAAUCCCUCUGGCUUCAUAAUCAAAUAAGAUUAUGUCUUGAAAUAUCUCUGAGAUGUGAUUGCCUCCAGGGAACGCCCACACUCGGGUUUUUUUUUCAAGAAGGAGGAAUAGAGUAAGUCAAGAGUCAAGUGCUCCCUUUGAAUAUAGACAUAAAAGUCUCACACAGAAUCUGCAGAUGGAUCACUUUCAAAAGCUCUUGAUUGUUUUCUUUGCCUCCUUUGUAUGCAGCCAGACCCUUGUUGAACCCAUCUUAAUAAAAAGUCAAUUUCUCCCUA
Molecule: messenger RNA, 3756 nt
Organism: Labrus mixtus (cuckoo wrasse)
Lineage: Eukaryota; Metazoa; Chordata; Actinopteri; Labriformes; Labridae
Gene: nfx1
Product: nuclear transcription factor, X-box binding 1
Exons: 23
Coding region: 146-3373 (1075 amino acids)
Biological process (GO): negative regulation of transcription by RNA polymerase II
Cellular component (GO): nucleus
Molecular function (GO): RNA polymerase II transcription regulatory region sequence-specific DNA binding; DNA-binding transcription factor activity, RNA polymerase II-specific; zinc ion binding
Source: RefSeq, a predicted model, not a curated record